AUGGCGCGCCCUUCCUGGGGCGACGCUGCCGCCGCCAUCUUUGCUGAGGGCACGGCGGGCAGAACCUGCCCACCACCCACCCCCAAUCUGCACCCACAUCCCACUCUGCCUCCAUCACCUGACGCCGCACGCAUCCCUCCAUCCCAUUGGCAGAACCGGGAGGUUUUUCCUUCCUCCCCCUUCUCUCCCAGCUCCUUGGAUAUCUAUUUUUCCCAUAUUUUUUUUUCUCUCCCUCCUCUGGAGGGUGUUUGCUAUUUCCGAGCUGGCUGGGAGGAUCCCAGUCGCAUCAGCCGCAGGCAGCGACGCGGCAUCGCCGGGUACCACUGCGAUCCCUCCGGCAUCCUCCGUCCUUCCCGCUUGGAUCAGCCCCGCCGGGGCUCUCUGUCCUGCCCUCCCUUCCCAUCUCCUGCCCUGCCGCUCCACCGGCAUCCCCGCGCCUCCCGGCAGCCCCCCGGCACGGCCAGGAGCUCAGCCCCUCCGGCCAUGGAGCUGCUCUCCACCCCCAAAAACAUCGAGAUCAACAACAUCACCUGCGAUUCCUUCCGCAUCUCCUGGGCUAUGGAGAAGGGGGACCUGGAGAGGGUCACCCACUACUUCAUCGACCUCAACAAGAAGGAGAACAAGAAUUCCAACAAGUUCAAGCACCGGGAUGUCCCCACCAAGCUGGUGGCCAAGGCGGUGCCGCUGCCCAUGACGGUGCGGGGCCACUGGUUCCUGAGCCCCCGCACCGAGUACAGCGUGGCCGUGCAGACGGCGGUGAAACAGAGCGACGGCGAGUACCUGGUGUCCGGCUGGAGCGAGACCGUGGAGUUCUGCACCGGGGACUACGCCAAGGAGCACCUGGCCCAGCUGCAGGAGAAAGCGGAGCUGAUCGCCGGCCGCAUGCUGCGCUUCUCCGUCUUCUACCGCAACCAGCACAAGGAGUAUUUCCAGCACGUCAGGAUGCACUGCGGGAACGUGAUGAAGCCGUCACUGAAGGACAACAGCGGGAGCCACGGCUCGCCCACCAGCGGGAUGCUGCACGGCAUCUUCUUCAGCUGCAACACCGAGUUCAACACCGGGCAGCCCCCCCAGGACUCGCCCUACGGCCGGUACCGCUUCCAAAUCCCGGCCCAGCGCCUCUUCAACCCCAACACCAACCUCUACUUCGCGGACUUCUACUGCAUGUACACCGCCUACCACUACGUCGUGCUGGUCCUGGCGCCCAAGGGCUCCUCCGGGGAUCUCUUCUGUCGGGAGCGCCUUCCCCAGCUGGACAUUUCCUCCAACAAGUUCCUGACGUGCUGCGUGGAGGAGGGCGAGCUGGUGUACCGCCACGCCCAGGACAGCAUCCUGGAGGUCAUUUACACGGAGCCGGUGGACCUGAGCCUCGGCGUGCUGGGGGAGAUCAGCGGCCACCAGCUCAUGAGCCUCUCCACCGCCAACGCCAAAAAGGACCCCAGCUGCAAGACGUGCAACAUCAGCGUGGGGCGUUAAGGGGCGAGAGAGGGCAGGGCCGGGCAGGGGGAUGGCUGCUCGCCUCGGGGGCUUCUCCCACGGACGCUGGUGGGUGGAGGACAUGGCUGGGCUCGGGGAAUCCGGGAGGUGCCCCGAGGAAGGAGCCGGCGGGAUGCUGGCGCAGCAAGGAGGCAGAGCCCGCGCCGCUGUGCGCCCCGAGGGAGGAAGCCUUCAUCUCCUGGACUGGCCGACCAGCAUCAUCCUCGCUGGCGUGAGCCCCGAGCUCUGCCCUGCUCCGCGCAGCCGCUGCGGGACCCCCCAUCCCUUCCCCUCCGGUGUCCCCCGCAUCCCCCCCACCCCAGGUUCACGCAGCUC
This is a messenger RNA of Sturnus vulgaris (Common starling), 1812 nucleotides long. RefSeq names its product phytanoyl-CoA 2-hydroxylase interacting protein (gene PHYHIP). Gene Ontology annotation, cellular component: cytoplasm. Lineage: Eukaryota; Metazoa; Chordata; Aves; Passeriformes; Sturnidae. The record is from RefSeq and is a predicted model, not a curated record. Gene Ontology annotation, molecular function: protein binding.